GGAACACGACCACUGGCGCCGUUGGCCUCAACUCCAGAACGGACAGAACGCGAUGCAAGAGAAGCGAGAGCCAGCCCAAUAACCUCCCGAGAAAUCAAAUAAUAGAAGAGGCGGGCAUGGCUGUCAUAGAGGGGAGUGGAAAACAACCUACUGCGACGGGGCUUGGUGCGCGGAAUAUGAUAGGUGUUGCUGGGUACCUGUAUGUUGGCAGCACUGGCAGGCUGUUUGCUGCGCUGGUGUUGCUGCGGGGAGUUUUGUCUCUCGGGAGACGGGAAGGCGCCACUAGAAGUGGACAAUGCUGCGAGAUGAUUUGCAGCGCCCCUGGCUUAGCGAAGCGAAGGGAAGGAAGGAGCGCGGCUGGGCAACCGAACGCUCGACUUCGUGCCGUUCACUCAGGCGACCUAGCUAUUCCCCUGCGAAUCGCCCGAUACUUCAGUGCCGCGCAAGUUGUGACUAGCCGGGACGAUGCAAGAAUCAAGAACCUGAAGACAGUGCUGCAGAAUUGGGCUGGCCCAGGUGCGGAAUUUGCCAGAGGUUUCAAGGGCAACGGCAAUGGAGAAAUGCCUCGCGCUUCCCGCCGCACCAAACGAAGUCACCGGCCCCCUUAAGGGCGGAAUGCCAACGAGCGGCGGAGCAGCUACAGAAAUCAAAAGAGUGAAUACUGGCAGAACCAAACGAGAGACAACAGUAGGAGACUUCAGCGCUGCACGAAGCACAGCUGGCGAGAUAGCGGCAUGCUGCCCUGGCUCGAGGAGAAAGAUCGAAAAUCGAAAACCGCAAUCGACGAUUCUGGACGCCCUCGUCUGAACUUAGUUCAGUUCAGGGGCAUCCCGCAC
Messenger RNA from Chaetomium strumarium, 836 nucleotides. RefSeq lists its product as uncharacterized. The transcript has a single exon. The coding region runs from base 117 to 608 and encodes 163 amino acids. NCBI's taxonomy places the organism in Eukaryota, Fungi, Ascomycota, Sordariomycetes, Sordariales, Chaetomiaceae. The record is from RefSeq and is a predicted model, not a curated record.